Eimeria tenella is the source of this 5664-nucleotide messenger RNA. RefSeq lists its product as uncharacterized. The record is from RefSeq and is a predicted model, not a curated record. The transcript has 3 exons. NCBI's taxonomy places the organism in Eukaryota, Apicomplexa, Conoidasida, Eucoccidiorida, Eimeriidae. Bases 1 to 5664 code for a protein of 1887 amino acids.
AUGCACCGGCAGAGACGCUCGACGGUGGGGCUGCAACGGCACACUUGUCGACGUGGCAGUGGCAGCAGCACCAGCAGCAGCAGCAGCAGCGGCGACGCCGUCUCAGACUGUGAAAGUGCACCCGCCGGUACCCAUGGCGACCCACAGCAGCUUCUGGGCGCUGCGGGUCUGCCUUGGGUUGUCAGCCCCAAACUUGAUGAAGGGUGCGUUCCUCCCUUGAAGGUUGACGCUGCACUGCGAGAGCAUCAGCAGCAGAUGACGGCCAAAAUCAACGACCCAACAGUGGUAGCAGCUGCAGCAGUAACAGUGGUAGCAGAAACGGCGGCUGGCUGUGAGCAACGCCAGCCGCCCUUGCAACUAAAUGGUGAAGUCAUCGGAGCCAAUAGCGACGCCCCACUUGUUUCUGCAGCGUCUGCUGGGACGGUGCGAAACAAUGGGCUUAUGAGCACCACGAAUAGCAUUAGUAGCAACAGAACCAAGCGAAACACGCCGGUCUUAGCCGGCACCAGCGGCAGCCGAGGGAGCAGAACCAACAGCUGUACCACAAGGCCGGCCAAGAGAAGGGCAAGUGACAAGAGACUGACCUCCAGCUCUGCUGCUGGUGUGUUACCGAUGAAGCCGCACCAGCAGCAGCAACAACAGCUACUGUUGCAGCAACAGUUCGUGCAGCAGCAGCCGCAUAAUCAAAUGGUCCUGCAAGGGCCUUCAGGCUCAAGUGAGAUGCCUGACAGUUCCCUUCAGCAACAGAGGCAGCAGCCGCAUCUAUUUCAGCAGCAAACUUUCGUUAAGCAGCAGCGUGAGCAGCAGUUACUGCAGCAGCAGCAAUCACUGCAGCUGGAACAGCCAGUGGACCCGUCACAGCAGCAGUUACUGCAAGAACUGCAGCAGCCCGUGGACCACCGCCGGCAGCAGUUGUUGCAGGAGCAGCAGCCUGUGCAAGAGUAUCACAUAGUGCAGCGGCAGCAGGAGUCGAUGGUGCAGCGGCAGCAGCAGUCAGUGCAGCUGCAACAGCAGCAAUUUCUGCAGCAGCAGCAGCACUCUCUGCGGCAACAGGUUCAUAUGCUUCCUGCGCAAGAGUUCCCGCCACAUCAGGCCUUCCAGCCGCAGCAACAGCAGCAGCUGCUGCAGCAAUCAAUGUUGCUCCACAACGGGCCUCUGCCUUUUGUGUGUCCUGCGGCAGAGCCGGCAUUUGGGGGACUUCCUCUGCAGGAUGUGCCACAGGGGCCAUCAGCGUUAAAUCUGUACAGCCCCAAUAUGUCUCUGGGCCAAGUUUAUGCCCAACAGGCGCCGUUUGUUGCUGCGUCACGAAGUGGUGCUACUGGUGCUGUUCAUCCUGCAGGCAUAUCUGUGCAUAACGGCAGUAGCGACAGUAGCGGCAGCAACUGCAGCAGCAGUACUCAACGACUGAGCUUGCUGUCUGUAGAGGAAGGGUCCCGCGCGUACAGGGCGCCUGAGAUUGUUGUACCUGGUGGACCCUGCGGGGCCCCCUGUCGCCCUUGUGCAGGUCCUUCACUUCCAGAUGGGAGACAGGGAGACCCUAUAGGCAGCGAAACGUUUGUUGGUAGCAUGUUAUGCGGACCGAGCGCCCUGCCUCUAGGGGACGCUCAAGUGUCUGGCGACGCGUCUGCAUGCCUCAAGUUGUCUCACGGUUCUUCUGUCUUGGAGAACGUUCCUCUUGUGUCAGGAGGCCCACCUGCAGUAGGAGCUCAGGCCUCCUCAAGGACUCCCCCUGCAGCAGCGGGGACAGCCCCCGAGGCUAUCGCUCGGCAGUGCUAUCACCACCCUGUAAAAGGGGAGUGGCGAGCUCGAUACUUGGUAGGGGGGAAAAAAAGAAUGAAGAGUUUCAGUCUAAGGAGACACUCUAACGACGUCGCCUUGGCACUUGCAGAGAUGUUUCUUGUCUAUGUACACUUAACGGGAUCCCCAGCGACGGACCAAGAGGUACGCACAUGGCAUCAGGGCAUUCUGGCCCUCAGCCGUGCUGCUGCGGCUGCGGCUGCUGCUACUGGAACCAAAUUCGCUAAUACUGAAGGCGAAGAUGCCCAGCAACGGCCAAUGGCAACGGCAGCGGCUCCAGCAACAGAUGCAGGGAUACCUGCACAAGCAGAUGUCAAUGCAGCAUCUUGGCCUGUAGCGCAACCAGGUAGGGGAGGAGUCGCCGAUGAAGAGAGCCGCUCAGAUGCGUCAUCUUGGGUGGUGCCUCCAGAAUUAGAGGGACCUCGAGCGGAAGGCGCGGAUAGCACAGUCAUGGGGGGUGGCUGGCUUUCAUCUGGGGCUUGCCGAAGUUCCACCGUCCCAGACUGGCGAGAAUUGCUGUCGGCCCUAAAGACUCACCCAUGGGUCGCCAAGGGGUCGGCUGCUUAUGUACCAUCUACAGGUGUCUGGGACUAUAACCCUACUCUGCUUUUAGGGGGUCCACAGGGAACCCCGACCCCGCAGAUAUACAAAGGUUCCCAUGGCCUUGGCUGCUUCCAGCAUCCUUUAGGGUCUCCGAUGCCCCAGGGAAGUAUUACGACGGGCCCUGAGGAAGAACCGGUUCUCCCGCUGCCAACAGGUACCAACAACACGGGAUCCCCUUGCUUUGGAGCAAAAGGAAUCUCCAUGGGGGUCGCGCAGUCGUUGCCGCAGCAACGCCUGGCGCAGCAGCAGCAAGGGAUGUUCGGGGGUGCUGUUGCCGACACAGCAAUAGGUACUGUCAUGAAUAGGUCGGUAGGAACUUCUAUUUGUGGAUUAGCUACCGGCAGUGAAGCAUUAGACAGCAGCAAAAUGGGCGCCUACUCAAACUGGAGGGUUGAGAGCAUGCUGCAGGAGGGGUCUCCAAAGGACUGUGCUGAGCAGCAGUCGCAUCCUAUAGUGCCCCCGUUAGCACAAGCAGUGGGGAAUAUGGGCGUUUCCGCCAACAACAAAGGCUCUCAAGGGGCUCUGAGAAGAAAGUCGAAUGGUCAUCGCAGUGCUCAGAGCAGCAGAAAACAACAACAGCGCCAGCUGGUGCAGCAGCAGCACCCUGCGCCGCUUGGCGCGUUGCCACCUUCUCCUAGCUGCCACACAGAGCAGGGUUCCUUCAGUAUUCUGAGCAUUGAAGGAGGGAAAGUGUGGAGUCGGCAACAACAGCCGCUGUUGCCCGCUAUGGACUUCCCAGCAACUGCUCAUGACUCCGCAGAUGCGGCUACAUGCAACUGCUCCGCAUCGAGGAUUGCAUUGUGGGGCUGCAGUUGUAGUUUGAAGCUUCGAACGAGGCGUCCCCUACUGCCCUUACAAAGGGCCCGCCUGUCGGACUUUUUGCUUCUCUGUGGCAGCCUCGGCACGCGUGGGGCUGCCUUUGGCAUUGGCGCUUCGGAAAAAGCAACAGUCUUGUGGGAAAACUCGAGCGCUUUUGCUGCGUCGAUGACAUAUUCAGCUGCAGCAGCAGCAACCAUGCAGUUAGAGGAGGAGAUUCCUGGGAUGUGCCAGUGGGGCCUUCUGGGCAGUCGGUGGUUUAGCACGCUCCACCGCCUGCAGCAGCAGGAACAGGAACAGCAGCAGAGUGAAUGUAGUUUGGAGUCGUUGCUGCCAGUAAACUCUACAUCGGCUUCGGCAGAGGACGUUUCUAUAAAUGUGAAAGGUAAGGUAGUCACGGGACCUUCAUGCUUAGAGGCAAAAGAUAAUACGCCAAGAGAACCCCCUUCGGGGAUACCUCUUUUUCUAGCAGACGGCUUUCAAACAGACGCAGCGGCCACAGAAACACUUUUGGCGUGGAAACCGGUGCUGAGAACUCCAAGGGCUUCCUCCUUCCCUCCUAGAUGGUGUUGGAAUAGCAUUAAGGAGAACAGCACGUACAGCGACACAAGAAAUUGCAGCAGCAUUUGUAACAGGAAGCCCUUAUCAGAUCUAGUCAAGGGGUGCAAGGUCAACAGCAUCAAUUCGGUCUGCAGUGUGGCUGACACUGAUGACGCUGCUUCCAGGAGGCUUCUCGUACAGAAGCCCAUAGCAAAACGAGAGCCCAAAGCUGAAGAAGCGCUGGCGAAGGCAGACAUACAGCACACGGGGCAUCUCGUUAAGAACGAAGAAUGCCCUGAAACGUCUAGCUUUAAAGUAGGAUGCGCUGAAACCUGUGAGACUGCUCCAAACAAAGGAGAGGCAAAGGCGAAAGCAGCUCCACCUGUGCCAGCCCAUCAUAGCAGCAGCAGCCAGGACGGUUCAUCGGAAGACCUUGAAGGAAGCUACAACGAUAGGCUUUUACCAGUAGCAGUAGUUGCAAAGGCAGUAGCGGCGGCGACAAGAGCAGCUGGCGGAGUCCUUGACGAAAAGGCUGUCGCGGCUGUCAUGCGGCACUGGCGGCUUUUGGAGCUGAAAGCAGCAGAAGUGGCGCGCGAGUUGCGGUAUCUGGAGGUAGCGAUUCGUAGCAACGAGCAGACGGCACAGCUCUUGCAUGUGGCACUGCACUUAUGCCGCACGGCGGCUGCUGCUGCUGCCCUUCAGGAGGCGUACAAAGCGGGUUGCACUCAAGAAGCGCAUGCAGGGUUUCCUGAGAGCUCGGAUGAAGAUAAGACGUGCAAAGCACGGGAGCGUGCCCUGCAGCGAAUGCAGCUUCAACGCCAGCAUCUUGCUUCCACAGCCAUGGCUGCGCCACUAAGCGUUUUCAUUGAGGGUCUCAAGGCAGCGCGAAACAGCCGCAAGCCAGUUCUCACCCGUGCGACGGUGCAACAAGUAGCGGAGGAAAUAUCGCAGCGGCUCACUGCAGCCUUUUCUGACGUCAAAGGAGACACUUAUAAAGGCAAAAGCAGCAGCGGCUGCAGCAGCAGCAGUAUAAUUGCUAGUGUCGCGAACAGCAGCAGCUACGGCAAGUGGAGCCUUGCAUGGGGAACCGUUUCUCAAGUUUUGGAGGAGUGCAACUGCGAGGAAGCAAGGCUGCUACAGCUGCAGCAGCAGACAGACAGCUUGCUGGAGCACAAGGAGUCACUCGUGCGAGUGCUCGUUGACGAUAUUAAUAUGAUGUUGGCAAUAAUUGAUUGCCUUCUUUCAAGUGCAAGUGCAGACAAGGCCAAGGACCACCUGACAGCAACCGCGGAGCCUGUGGCUUUACUGACAGACCCAAGCCUCUCCGCUAUAGCCCCAUAUGGGUCGCUUUGGGGACUUCCUUCUCUUGUACCAAGUGAUCUAGAACGUAAUGCGGCAAUGGAAACAGCAGCGCCCGCAGCAGCAGCGACAACUGACGCAACGACGGCAAGUAAUGAACAAGCGAUGCACCCGCUUAGUGGAGUUGGUUGGAAUCCUCAGAUAUACAACGAGUCAGGCGCAACAGGCGCAUCAGACGCAACAAAGUACCGCUAUGUAGGGCGUCGCUUUUUGGGAGGCCCUAACGGCCCUGUCAUAUGCGCUUUCGACUUGCUGUUACAACAGCGUGUUGCGAAGGUGCAGCUGUUUCUGAGGGGCCCGCAAGACCCGUACUGGUGCUGCCGCUACGGGGAAGGAGACUCAUGUGUUAGGACUUAUUCUAUUAAAACUUUGGGUUAUCAGACGGCCCUACAGAAAGCAGUAGCGCUAAGGCUUGAAGCGUCUGGGCACCCCUUAGGUCAUGGAGUCGGAGACAGGGUUCUACCGCCUGUGCAGCAGCAGCAGCAGCCGCACCAAGAGCUGCUGCUUUUGCAGCAAGACACGCAGGCUUUCUUACAAGAAAUUCACUAG